CUGUGCUGUAUAAUGGAAAUGUUUGUUUGAUGCAGGAUUGUUUGAAACAGCUUUUGAUGUCUGUUAAAUUGACUUGUAUAGUUUGUAUUGGGACUGUUUUUGUGUAUGACUGGCCUGUUGGAGACUUUUAUUCUUGAUGUUAAAUUGGAUUAUAAAGGACCUGUUAUUUAUACUCAUCAUCAUUUCAUCUCCUUCAACUCAUUUAAAGCCUGCCUGCAUUCAUGUAUCCACUUUAAAUGAGACAUUUGAGACUGAACUAUUUUAAUGCCAAAUUCUGUUACUUGAUUGUUUUGUAAUCUUCAAUAUGUCAGUUUUGUGUUGUGUUUGUUUAAAGUCUGGAUUCAAGUUUUUGUUGCAAAUUAUUAUCACUAAAUAUCUAAAGAUCUACAUUUGCUCAUUUUUUAAUUAUAUUUUUAAUGAAUGUUGGAUAAUUCUGCUUUUACUUCCAUUUAUUUGUUGUUCUAGAUGUCAUAAAGGCGGUUAAAACCUAGCUAUGUGUAUACAUGGUAAACCGAGUGAUUGCAUUUGAUACAACUAUGAAAUAUUGUAAAAAAAUUUAUGAAUUUGGCUCCUUUUUUGGCAGUGCUACAAGCGAAGGAAAAAAAAAGUAUACAAAGAGAAACAACUCCAAGUGUAACCACUGAAGUCUACUGACAUACUUCUGGAAAAAAUCUGUUUAAGAGGAGAGUGAAGACAUGAGUGAUCCAGAGCCAUGCAGAAUAAAAAAUGAAGAUACGGAGGAACAAAGAGACUUGAUACGAGUGAAAGAAGAAAGUCAAGAACUGAAUGACGUGGAGGAGAAACAGCUGUAUCAUAAAUUUGAUACUAUCAAGACUGGUGAAGAAUAUUUUAAUGGUUUAAAGACCGAAAAUAAUUUAUCACAGAAAAGAACUCGAAGAACAACAGCCAAAAAAUCUUUCACCUGCUCUCACUGUGGAAAGAGUUUCACACAACCAGGAAACCUUAAAACUCACUUAGGAAUACACACUGGAGAGAAGCCUUUUAAAUGCUGUCAAUGUGGAAAAAAAUUCACACAAAAAGGAAGCCUUAAAACUCACUUAAGAUUUCACAUGGGAGAGAAGCCUUUCACAUGCCAUCAGUGUGGAAAGAGUCUCUUAUGUCAAAGAAACCUUAAGAUUCACAUGAGAAUUCACACUGGAGAGAAGCCUCACACCUGCCAUCAGUGUGGAAAGAGUUUCUCUGUGAUAGCAAACCUUAAGAGUCAUCUUCGACUUCACUCUGGAGAGAAGCCUUUCACAUGCCAUCAGUGUGGAAAGAAUUUUACACAGAGAGGACAUCUUGAUGUUCACAUGAAAAUUCACACUGGAGACAAGCCCUUCAAGUGCCAUCAGUGUGGAAAGAGUUUUACAAUUAAUGGAAAUCUUCAGCGUCACAUGAGAAUUCAUACUGGAGAGAGUCCUUUCACCUGCGCUCAGUGUGGAAAGAGUUUCAAACAAGCAGGCAAUCUCACAGUUCAUCUGCGCUAUCAUGCUGGAUUAAAGCCAUUUAACUGUGAUCAGUGUGGCAAGAAAUUUCCGCUGGGAUCACAGCUAAAGGUACACAUGAGAACUCAUACAAAUGAGAAGCCUCAUGUGUGUUCUUUUUGUGGAAAGAAUUUCAAAACAUCAGGAAACCUGAAAUCACAUGAGAGGGUGCAUACUGGAGAGAAGCCAUACCACUGUACUUCGUGUGAGAAGAGUUUCAGCCACUCAAAUAAUCUACAGACUCAUUUAAAAAAUCAUUGUCCAAAACGGUCAUAUGAGCAAAUUUAAUUUUAGGGCCAAUUAUUAUUACAGUUAUUAUUUAAUUAAGCACUUCAGUCUUCACUAGUCAGUUCAACUUCAGUCAGUCCACUAGAUCUAGUGGCUGUAAUUUGAAAAUCAUAAAAAAUAAAUAAAAAAAAAAGAACCACAAAAAAGUUAUGCACAGCCAAAUUAGCAUAUUUAUGCAGUUAAAUGAUCAUAACCUUGUAUAAACAGUAUCUACUAGAUUUAAUGUUGUUAACAUUAGAAUGACAGAAUUACCCUUUAACAUAUCACACAAAAAAUAGUACAAUUAAAUUGUGAUUUACUUUAUAUUUCUUUGAUAUGAAUUGAUGGAAAUCAAUUCAUUGAUUGACUUUCUUUUUUUACAACUAUUGUGGUUGGCAGAGGUCUACUAUAAAUGUUGAAUUAGGCUUCUACAAGUACUGUACUGUAAAUCUUUAUAGUUUUAUGAACUUAAAACUCACAUUGAUUUAAGGAUGCUUUUUGUCAAGGACACUCCUAAACCGAUGCAGCCUUAUUUGCUAUUGUGGGUGAAGACUGCUUUAAAAUCCUCGUUCAAAAUUAUUACAACUUUUAAGUGCUCUUUUUGAUUCAUGUCUUUUUCCAUGGUGACUCUUUGAUUUGGUGCUGUGCUGAGAUUGCCUUUCUGAGUUUACCGUCAACACGUGUAAAUAUUUCAAACUCGGCAUUGAGUGAACCACGAGUAAGCAAUGGGUUGUUUAAUCAACUUAAAAACUAAUUGCGUGGCGGGUACACUUUCUUUUGAAGAGUUUGUUAAUGGAUGGGAGAGAAACUCCAAUUAUCUGCUCGGCUGUCUUCACUAGCCUCUCCAAGGACAGAGACAGUACAGCAGGGCUGGGACGAUUCAUCGACGUAAUCGACGUCAUCGAUUACAGAAAUACGUCGAUUUGCAUAACAUGCGUCGCAAUGGAGUAAUUAAAAUGGCAGCGCCCGGUUUAAGUAUGGUUUCCCCGAAGAACAAGCUGCAGCUAAAAAAAACUCGCCUACAGUCAUCUAAAGCGUGGGAGUAUUUUAGCCAGAGACCCAACAAUGUGAUGCUGUGUAAGCUAUGCAGAUUGGAAAUGGCUUAUCACAGCAGUACAACCGCCAUGAACACUUGAAGCGAAAGCAUCCCAGAGCGUUUUGUCAAGACGGCAGCAAGGCAGCACCGUAAGUCCUGUUUACUUUUUGUCCCCACCCACCCAAGCAUGACAUAUUAGUAUUACAACAUGUGUUUCUGUUAGUAGUAGUCACUUUAAAUUGAUUUUCUAAAUGUUUCCUCAUCGCCCCCAUGUUAAAAGUAAUUUCUGCACCACUGCUAACGUAGGGUGACCAUACCCUCUUUUUCGGACCUUAAAAAAGUGUCCGGCCGGGAUUUCUAAAUUUGUGAAAAUGUCCGGUAUUUGGCUUUAGUUGCAUUAUGAUGUGCAUCUGGUCUAAUACUUCAUUGUGUGUGCGCGCAUAUUUGCAUUGCUUUAACCCCUCUUUGUAUGUCCCGCCUUCUCGCACACCAAUUGGUCAAUUAUAAGAGGCUUGCAGCAACUAUUGGCCAAAUUCCUGCCUGUCAAUCUCUCCGUGAACACGCAAAGCGCUGUUGUGUUCGGCAUCAAACAGUUGCUUGACAGCAGCAGCAAAUGACAGCUGAGUAGAAACAAUGCCCAAACGAAUGUGCAAAUUUACAUAAGAUUUGCACAAAAAAUUCCCAUGCUUUCGUCCAGGUCGAGAUCCGUGGGAAGAAGAAUGUAUGACAUGUAAAGCUGGCACUUAUGUGUCAGUUUCUAAUAAAGGUGCAAGUGAUUUAGAAUCACACAUUAGCUCUACGAAGCAUAAAGGUUCAGCAAAAGGUGAAAGUUCAUCAGGUAAAUUAACGGACUACUUUCAUCAGGUGAAAUUAUCACAUUGCUUCCUUUUCCAUGGCCAUUCAAAAUAACAGUAAUAGUAAAUGAAGGAACACUCAUGGCAUCAAAUAUUUUAGUUUAGUACAUUUAAAUGUUUUAUUUAUAUAUAUUUAUGUUAUGCUAAUAGUGUAUUUUUCACUGUAUUAAAGUUUGCAUUCAUAGUAACACUGUUUUUGUUGCAGAAUAAUGCCCUGCAGUGCACACUUUGUUUCUUGUACAUUUGUUUGUGUUUAAGAGAAGAUGAUUUAAUAAAAUAUUGAAAUAUUAA
Molecule: messenger RNA, 3932 nt
Organism: Myxocyprinus asiaticus (Chinese sucker)
Lineage: Eukaryota; Metazoa; Chordata; Actinopteri; Cypriniformes; Catostomidae
Product: gastrula zinc finger protein XlCGF8.2DB-like
Exons: 2
Coding region: 696-1772 (358 amino acids)
Biological process (GO): regulation of transcription by RNA polymerase II
Cellular component (GO): nucleus
Molecular function (GO): RNA polymerase II transcription regulatory region sequence-specific DNA binding; DNA-binding transcription factor activity, RNA polymerase II-specific
Source: RefSeq, a predicted model, not a curated record